Messenger RNA from Musa acuminata subsp. malaccensis (wild Malaysian banana), 960 nucleotides. Its product is annotated as calmodulin-like protein 3. The record is from RefSeq and is a predicted model, not a curated record. Gene Ontology annotation, molecular function: calcium ion binding. Lineage: Eukaryota; Viridiplantae; Streptophyta; Magnoliopsida; Zingiberales; Musaceae.
GAGAGAGAGAGAGAGAGAAGCGUUUAAAUUAGCCACGGCUGGCUUCUUCCGCCCAUCCUCAACCGUCGCCACCUUCGUUUCCUCCGCACCACUCGAAUAAGUUGGGCAAUGGAAAAAACUCUGGCCAGCUGUUAUCGUAAGAAGAGCCCUCGUUGGCCACCACCUCCAUAGCAUCCUACGUCUCUAUUUCCUGACCCCAGCAAGCUCACCUCCCUCCUCUUGCCUUCAUCUCUCGCCAAGCUUCCGACUCCUCCUCCUCCUCCUCUCCUAGCCGCAAGGGAGAACCUUUGGGGCUGCCGGCGUCGUCGGCGGCGGCGCCUGGAUGGACCCGUCGGAGCUGAAGCGGGUGUUCCAGAUGUUCGACCGCAACGGCGACGGCAGCAUCACCAAGACGGAGCUGCAGGACUCGCUCAAGAACCUGGGGAUCCACAUCCCCGAGGAGGAGCUGGCGUCCAUGAUCGAGAAGAUCGACGUGAACGGGGACGGGUGCGUGGACAUGGAGGAGUUCGGCACGCUCUACCAGGCCAUCAUGGACGAGCGGGACGAGGAUGAGGACAUGCUGGAGGCCUUCAACGUGUUCGACCAGAACGGUGACGGCUUCAUCACCGUGGAGGAGCUUCGGACGGUGCUCGGCUCACUCGGCCUCAAGCAAGGCCGCACCGUGGAGGACUGCCGGCGGAUGAUAAGCAAGGUUGACGUCGACGGCGACGGCAAGGUCAACUUCAAGGAGUUCAAGCAGAUGAUGAAGGGCGGAGGGUUUGCGGCCUUGACCUAGCUAGCCAUGCAUCGCUGCAGUGGAGGAGACAACAUGGUUGUAGAUACCGCUGAGGGAGGAAUCCAUCAUAAGACGAUAACACAACCUACAUAAUUAAAGCAUGGUUUGCUUGAUCCACAGAUUAUGUCACUUCAUUGAGCUUUUCUUUUGAUCAGUUCAUUAAUGUUAAUCCUUUUGUUUAGCUA